This is a messenger RNA of Dovyalis caffra, 1245 nucleotides long. The record is from the annotation of a GenBank genome assembly. Lineage: Eukaryota; Viridiplantae; Streptophyta; Magnoliopsida; Malpighiales; Salicaceae.
AUGUCGAGUAGAUCAAUCCUGCCCCACAACAUCCUCGAAGAGAUCUUUCUGAAGCUCCCUAUCACAACUCUUAUUCAAUGUAGAUAUGUUUGUAAGUCAUGGAAAAAUAUUCUUGCAAACCCUAAUUUUGCUAAGCUUCACCAACAACUCACUGAUGUGCUGCUUUGUGUUCAAGAGGUAGUUGACUUUCCCAGAGGUGAGUACUUGAAUCUUCCACCACUUGAUGAGGAAAAGGGUUUGCACUCACAUUUAUGCGGAUUAGGGUUUAGUCCCAAAUCUAAUCGUUUUAAGGCUAUCAGAAUUACUUAUAAAAAAGAAAAACAUAUGCCUGGUAAUUCACAAGCUCUAGCUGAGGUAUGCACAUUAGGCACUGAGUCAUGGAGAAGUGUUGGGUUUGCCCCGCUAUAUGAUUACACUUCCUUGCAUUUUAGCCUCUUAGAACAUAAGAAUGUUUUCGUCAAUGAAUCUCUUCACUGGCUUCCGAAAAAACUAUAUGGUUCUUCAGGCUAUCUCGAAAUAUGUGCUUUCGAUUUUGACAGAGAGCAAUUUAGAACAUUCUCAGCACCUCCUCAUAGAUAUCUUGAAUAUUUGACUCUUGAUAUCAGCACUUUUGGAGAGUCCCAGCUCUGUAUGUAUUUUCAGACCUCCGACGACCUCGCUAUAGAUGUGUGGCUGAUGAAAGAAUAUGGUGUUGCAGAAUCUUGGACGAAAAUACUUGUAAUCCAAGACUCAUAUGAGUUCAAACUGAAUAACUUCUUAGAGUUGAAACUGAAUAACUUCUUAAAGAAUGGAAAUAUUCUGUUAAUGGGAUGCGACAUUAUGCUUUUGUACAAUCAUGGAAAGAAAAUUUUUACAGAGGUGGACACUCAUGGGGUUACAAUUCAAAAUGGAGCAAUACAGCACAAAGACAGAUAUGGUUUCGGUACAUGUUUUGUUCACAAGCCAAGCUUUGUUUCACUCAAAGAUAUGAUUGAGGUAGACAACUCAAAGUUUCGAGUGCGUGUUUUGCAAUAUGAUGCAAAGAAUAAUGUUGUUUACUGUAGCUGUAAAAUGUUUGAUUCACAAGGGAUAUUAUCUUGUCAUGCUUUACGAAUUCUAAAUGUAAAGUGUAUAACUUCUAUCCUAGUGCAAUAUGUUGUGAAACGAUGGGUGGAAGAAGGGAAAAAAGGGAUAAUGGAGUAUGAAGAAACCUCAUUGGCACCUAUGAGUUCUAAUGAGAUGGAAUUGGCAUGGCGUAAUGCAUGA